UUUUUGUCCUUUAUAUAAUCUUAACAAUAUGCAUCACGGCAAACACGUACGUCGACUUAAUCGCACUUCAUCUCAUAGAAAUGCUUUGUUACGUAACCUUGCCUCUUCUUUGAUUGAACAUGGUCGUAUCGAAACAACUGUUGCUAAAGCCAAAGAAUUACAACCUAUUGCUGAUAGUAUGAUCACUCUUGGAAAAAAAGGAGGUGUUGAAUCCAAGAAACGAGCCAUUGGUUAUCUCAAGAAUCAAACUGUGACACUUCCUAAACUAUUUGAUGAAUUAGCACCUAGAUUUGCGAAUCGUAAUGGUGGAUAUACUCGGAUUCAACGUAUUGGAAGUCGAUAUGGAGAUAAUGCACCCAUGGCAGUGAUUGAAUAUAUUGAUGGACCUACCGACUUGAAGAAAGAAUCUGUCACCAAGGUAUUAGCUCGUGUGAUGCAAGACCGAUCAUCACCUUCUGUACAACAUCUUUUAGACGAUGCCUCUGCUCAUCUUCCCAAGUCUCUUAUCCGUGAUCUCAAGAAAGUUCAAAUUUCUAAUAGUCUCGAAUCUAUCCAACAAGCUGUUCAAAAGGAAAUGGCUUCUCGCUCCUAGUCUAUUCAUUUAUAUAUUUACUCUGUAGUCAUCAUUCUUCUUUUUUGUAUCAUAGAUUUUUUUUUUAAAAACCUUUUCUCUCGCUUUCCCCCCUUUUUUUUUAUAUAUAAUUUUAUCACAUUGUUUUGUUAUCUUUUACUUUUUUCAUAUACACCUUUGUCUCUUCUUAUAAUAAAAAAACACAGGCGGCUCUUCAAUUCAAUUAAAUACUUC
Messenger RNA from Halteromyces radiatus, 805 nucleotides. RefSeq names its product ribosomal protein L17. Gene Ontology annotation, biological process: translation. Gene Ontology annotation, molecular function: structural constituent of ribosome. Bases 29 to 592 code for a protein of 187 amino acids. Gene Ontology annotation, cellular component: ribosome; mitochondrial large ribosomal subunit. The transcript has 2 exons. The record is from RefSeq and is a predicted model, not a curated record. Lineage: Eukaryota; Fungi; Mucoromycota; Mucoromycetes; Mucorales; Cunninghamellaceae.